AUGGCUGAGCAAAACGGAGAAGGGCGCUCGGUCCCAAUGGAGAUUCUCCUCCUUGGAGCUGGUCGGACGGGUACACAAUCCAUUUCAGACAUGCUUCUCUCUCUUGGCUACAAGGGUGUCUACCACAUGCGUGAAGUAUUCAUCAACGAAGACCAUCCUCAGCGUUGGGUCUCCGCCCUGGAAGCAAAAUUCGAAGGCAAAGGCAAGCCCUAUGGACGCGCUGAGUUUGAUGAAAUACUGGUGUCCGAUUUCCCCGCAGUCCUGUUCUGGAAAGAGCUCAUCGCCGCAUAUCCAUCAGCCAAAGUCAUCCUCUCCGUCCGCGAUGAAGACGCCUGGUACAAGUCCGUAGAGAGCACGAUCUGGCACAGCUGGAAGGCCGACAAGGCGAAAGGCAAACAGCCGCAGAACCCCACGGAGGUGAUGAUCGACAAGCUGCCUGUCUACAUGUGGGAUGGCGACUUCCCCGAGAACGGGAGGAAGUUCUUCCGCGAGCACAAUGAGAAUAUCAGACGCGCCAUGGCGGACCGGAAGGAGGAUUUCCUCGAGUACAAUGUCAAGGAUGGGUGGGAGCCCCUGUGUCGAUUCUUGGGAAAGGAUGUCCCAGAUCAAGAAGUUCCCCACACCGAUGCUUGGGCUGCCUAUAAAGAGAAGGUCAAAAGGGGGGAGUCGUGA
This is a messenger RNA of Rasamsonia emersonii CBS 393.64, 672 nucleotides long. RefSeq lists its product as uncharacterized. NCBI's taxonomy places the organism in Eukaryota, Fungi, Ascomycota, Eurotiomycetes, Eurotiales, Trichocomaceae. The transcript is spliced from 3 exons. The record is from RefSeq and is a predicted model, not a curated record. Bases 1 to 672 code for a protein of 223 amino acids.